CAACUGUCAGGCGCGAGAGCUGUCUUCAUUUUGCCGCUAAUUCUAUCUAUUUCGCAAAUUUAUGACUAUUGUAAUCAUCAGUUUGUUAUAGUCAAGAGAAAAAACUACUGCUGUUGUCAUGGGUCUUUUGGAACUAUGCGAAAAAUAUUUCGAUACCACUAAUUUAUAUGAAGUUUUAGAAAUAACAGAAAAGGCCACCGAAAAAGAAGUAAAGAAAGCUUAUCACAAAUUGUCACUAAGAGUACACCCUGAUAGGGUAAAAGAUGAUGAAAAACUUGAUGCUACUGAAAAAUUCAAAGUACUGGGUGGAGUCCAUGCUAUUUUGAGUGAUAAGGACAAAAGAUCAUUAUAUGAUACCACAAAGAGUGUAGAUGAAGAGGAAUACAAUGUAAUAAAAGAAAAAGAUUGGACUGUCUAUUGGAGAUUACUUUUUAAAAAGAUUACAGAAGAUGAUAUAAAAGCUUAUGAAAAGAAAUAUAUUGGAUCUGAUGAAGAAAAAAAAGAUCUGAAAAAUGCUUAUAUAGCGGGCAAAGGUGAUAUGGACUACAUAGUUGAUCAAGUGCAAUUUGCAAGAUCUGAACAUGAACCUAGGAUACGUGGCAUCUUGACUGAAAUGAUUGAACAAGGUGAAAUUCCAUCAUUCAAAAUAUUUACACACGAGUCUACUAAAAAGCGACAACGCCGACAUGCUAAAGAAAAUCGUGAGGCAAAGGAAGCAGAAGAUCUUAAGGAUUCACUGGGCUUGAAUUCAAGUACAAAUAGUUUAGAAAUAAUGAUUAAGCAAAAACAAGAAAGUCGAGCCACACAAAUGGAUUCAUUUCUUGAUAAUUUGGCAACUAAGUAUGGUGGAAAGUCAACAGGUACGAAACGUAAAGCAGCUAAAUCUGAAACAGGAAAAAAUAAGAGAAAGAAGAAGUAAUCAUACAAAACAAUGUCACAAAAUAUUUUAAUUCAUAAUAAAAACUGCUUCUUAUGGUUA
Pararge aegeria (speckled wood butterfly) is the source of this 979-nucleotide messenger RNA. It is a transcript of the gene DnaJ-10, whose product is annotated as dnaJ homolog subfamily C member 9. The record is from RefSeq and is a predicted model, not a curated record. The coding region runs from base 119 to 919 and encodes 266 amino acids. The transcript has 5 exons. Lineage: Eukaryota; Metazoa; Arthropoda; Insecta; Lepidoptera; Nymphalidae. Gene Ontology annotation, molecular function: heat shock protein binding. Gene Ontology annotation, cellular component: nucleus; cytoplasm.